AUGGAAGAUAUUCAAAUCACUACAGUAGAAAGUGAGACUGGCAGGAAGUUAGGUAAAUAUUCGAUGAGAUCAAUGGCUUUGCCGAAGAUUUCAAUUGCAAAGUAACUGCCGUAUUUGAGUGGAUUGGAUGAUGUGAGUAUGCCCAAACGUUAUAACAGGCAAUAUUACAAGAUCCAAUAACCAACCAAAGAGAAGGAUCUCAUUAAUGAUAAGGAGGUCUUUGCGAGUCUGACAUAUAAUAAUGAGGAACCUUAUGAGGAUCGUAAGCCCAAGGAGUUGGUUGGCGAGGACGCUUACAGAUCCUAUUACCAUACAUUUAAAAAUAUUAAGAGAAUUUUGGAACAGAACUAAUUCGAGAAUAUUUAAAACUCUGUAUAGACUAAUUUGGUAUAGAGAUCUGAAAGAUUACGGAUUUUGCCAUGUAAAAUGGGUUUGAUUAAACUCAAGGGUGAUAGGAAUUCACUUUCAAUACAGAACUAAAAAUUUGGAGAUAAAUAUGUGGAGAUGCUUUCUGAGGGGCUUCGGAUUCUACCAGCUAUUCAAGAUUUCAAUUUUAAUCAUAAUCGAAUUAAGGAGCAUGGGGCUUCAUAAUUAAUGCCUUUGAUUAGUAAAUAAGCAAGGAAGAUCGAAUUUUAAACAAAUAUGAUUGGAGAAAAAGGUUUGGACUCAAUUUUGAAGAUAUUACCUAUACAAUAAUGCAAGAUUCAGGUUUUGAAUUUGGAAGACAAUAAUUUGGGAGAUCAACUAAUUAUUGAAUUAUGUAAAGCAAUGAGCAAGAAUCUCUCUGUUGAAACUUUGAACAUUUCCAAAAAUAAGAUAACAAACAAUGCACACUAAAGUUUGAAAUAGUUGAUAGAAUCCAACGAUACUCUACUUGAAUUAUAUUUGCGUUGGAAUUCAAUUAAAGGUUCUGGUGGUGUAGAGAUAUUCAAAGCAUUAUAAGCUAACAAAAAUAUCAAAGUCUUGGAUUUCUCAUACAAUUUGUUGGGAUGUGGAAAUGUGAUAGCUCCAGCUCUGAAGGAUUUCAUUAUUGAGAAUAAAUCAAUUCAACAUUUGGAUCUAUCGGCUAACAGUUUCACUUUCUCAGAUUGCACUAUUAUAUCAGAGGCUCUGAAGUAGAAUCACUCGAUUUAUGGAUUUCAUUUCAGGGGGAACUUUGGAUUCGUAGAUUCAAAGGGGUUCUUAAUAAUUGAUUCAAGUAUGAAGAAUUUCAACUCAAUUCAUAUUGAAUAAAGAAUUAAAGGAGUAAUGCCACAUCCGAAACCUUAUGAUCAUGCAUCAAGAUUUGAGAAAGUAAAGGAUAUCUGUUGGAUUUGUGAUCGUUGGUAGAUGGCCACAUUCGAAUGGAUUCCAAAUAAAAGUGGAGCAUGUUCUGAGGAACCAAUUUUCAUUCAUUUCGAUUACGAAGGUUAUGAACCUAUCUUUUUAGGGAAACCUGAUGGACACGGUCAUUUCAGAACUCAUAGAAUGAUUCCAACUGGAGACAUUGAGUACUUUUAUACUGCCAAUUCUAUCUAAGUUGCAAGUCAAUCUGUUCCUAUAAAAUAACACAUUGAGAAAUUCAGAACUAAAGUUAGCAUAGCCGAUUAGGUUGUGAAUGUGUUGAUUGAUGAAACCAAUAUAGAAUCAUAUCCUAAAUCGAAACCUGUUAUUGAAGAUUGGUAUCCCAAUUUUGAUGUUUUACCAAGAACAUAAGAUCCCAUCUACAUUCCUGCCAAAAGAAAGAAGUAAAAAAGAAUUUGGACAUAUCCAAUCUCUAUAUGGGCUCCUAAGUAUAAAUUUGACACUGAGGAAUUAUUGCGUAAAUGUUUUGAACGAGAUUGGUAAUGUUGCAAAAUUUCUAAGUUUGUUAAAAAGUAAGAAGAACAGGAUUAGGUUAAAGAUAUGUUAUGGUAAGCAUACAAACCAAUGAGAGAAACCUAUAGAUUUUAUGCUAGUGUCAAUCCAACAGGAGAUGUAUUUUCAAUGUCUGUAAAUCCAACAUCUGAUUUUGUGAAUCAAUGCCAAUUGAUUGAUUAGAAGUAAUUGAAAUUGGCAGAUGUGGAUCUUAAAUUUAUUGCAACUUGUAGUGCAUCUUCAAUUGAUUACAAGGGUAAUUAUAGAAAUCCAGAGAGGUCAUUGGUUAGAUACCAGAUGAUGGAAUUCUUAGUGAGAGUCUCAGAUGAUAAAUACAUUAGAUUCAAUCCCUAAAUCAACAUUGUCUAAGCUACCAAAAUGAUGUUAGAAUAAUGUAUGCCACACAUGUCCUAAUUUGAUUCUCAUAAAUGGAGAGCAGAGAGAUACUUCGUAGAAUAAUGUGAUGAUGUAUGUAAGAAAUAUAAGUGGGUUUUUGAUUAUGUUUAUAUGAGAAAUUCAUCCAGAAAGGUUAAGCCUGGUCAAGCACCUUUUAUGUGUUUGGAUGAACUCAAGGAUAUUUGCAAUAGAGCAAAUUUGUAUGAUGAAAACUUUGUUGAAAGGGAUGUAAAUCUGGCAUUCAAUUUAUCUACACUUACACAAAUUGAUGAAUUGGAAAGUGAUAGAUUAUUUUAAAUGCAAUGGAUCGAGUUUAUGGAAGCCAUAGCAAGGAUUGCAGAUAAGUAUUCCCCUAUUGCUAUUGGAAAGAAAGAAGAAAAAGAGUGGACUUAUGAGUUGAGAUCGCAGUAACCACUAUAUUACAAAUUAGAAGCUUUUAUGGUGCAUUUAAUAAAUACCUUAGUUGAUGAGGAAACCAAAAAGAAUUGGAAAUAACCUACGAUUUCUAUGUUUGAUGAAGUUGAAGAAGAUGAAUAUUAUUGA
Messenger RNA from Paramecium tetraurelia, 2775 nucleotides. RefSeq lists its product as uncharacterized. The transcript has 8 exons. The record is from RefSeq and is a predicted model, not a curated record. Lineage: Eukaryota; Ciliophora; Oligohymenophorea; Peniculida; Parameciidae.